This is a messenger RNA of Exophiala aquamarina CBS 119918, 2796 nucleotides long. RefSeq lists its product as uncharacterized. Gene Ontology annotation, cellular component: nucleus; cytosol. The record is from RefSeq and is a predicted model, not a curated record. The transcript has a single exon. Lineage: Eukaryota; Fungi; Ascomycota; Eurotiomycetes; Chaetothyriales; Herpotrichiellaceae. Bases 1 to 2796 code for a protein of 931 amino acids. Gene Ontology annotation, molecular function: cysteine-type endopeptidase activity; cysteine-type deubiquitinase activity. Gene Ontology annotation, biological process: protein deubiquitination.
AUGGCCGUAAGAAAGAGAGGCAAGCAGCCUGCUGCCAAACCAGUGAAACUCCCAACGCCUGUCCAGUCAAAAGAACCAACCCCAACAGCGCGACAACGCAAAACAACUCCAGCAGCCUCUGGAAGCAGAGCACCUUCAGUACCGAGGGAAACUCGAGCAGUUUCAGCGUCCCGGUCAAACAAAGCCAAUUCCUCGGCCUCACUGGCCAACCGACUGCUCGCAGGUGCGAGCGGGGACAGGAGGAACACUCAAAAACAACCGCGAGCUGACAAUGAGCAUGCACAUGACUUGAGUUCCAUACCAGAAGAACCAGGUGAAGAGCAGAAUGCACAUGACCAGCAGAAUGAUCAGCAAAUAUCAAUCGACGAAAGACUCGCAAGCCCGACAAACUCGGAGGGACCUGAGUUUGAGGACGUGUCGGAUGUCGAUGAAGACGACGUGGAGGCUGCGAGAGGUUCCCGUGUCCCCCCUGGCUUCUCUAAUGACAGGGGAUUCCUGUGCUAUCGGAACUCGCUACUAGUGGUGCUGUUACAUAGCACAAGGAUUGUACAAUGGAUCAAGAAUAGGUAUCUGCCCCAGCUUGUUCGCACAGGCUUGGAACUCGUCAGUUACGAUUCGUUGGUUAGAGCAGGUGACAAGGAACACCCAUUGUGGCCUGAUAAUAGCAACGUCAGAAAGGUGUCCCAAAUAAAAUACACAGAUGUCCUUUUUGAGUUUAAGUAUCUCUAUCAUGAUUAUUGGGCCCCCACAAAAUCGAACAAAAGACAGGCUCGGGUGGAUGCCGCAAUGAAAAGGUUUUGGAGCUAUCUCAAGGAGGUCUGUUUGGUAUAUAAAUCAGAGGAAGAUAAUGAUUCAGAAAAUCCUCGCUCAUGGGAAUUCAAGGGUCAACAAGACCCCGCUGAACUCCUUCGCUGGCUUAUUGAGGUUGCCCAGGACCAGCGAAGGCGUCUUUUCGCUGGAGUGGAAGCCCCGAUGCUUCCAAAAUCCGAACAACACCAGCUCGACGUUCUUCGCAGCUUGAAUAUCGAGAACUUGCUUGGUUUCAAGAAGACAGUGAGGAGGAACUGCGUCUAUUGCAAUCGAGCUACAAGUGCCAAGCGCCGAAGCAAGGGAUUGGAACGUGACACAGUCUGGACACUCACUGUAUGCUUCCCGACGGGGAAAAAAGGAAAAGUCGAACCCAAAGUUGACCUUUAUGAUUGCAUGCGACGGAGUCUAAAAUCGGAAACUAGUGAGCUCAACUGUGGUCGGGAAGCCUGCAGCGAGAAAGCCAAGGCCGACAAGUUAGCCGUUGAUGCACUAUUCCAGGUAGAAGAGGAAGAGAUAUACAAGCGUGUUAAAACCCAAAGAGGGCAAGAAACAGACUUGCAAAAGUGCCGCGAACGGCGAAAAGAAAGGCUAUACGAAAUGCACAAUUACGAGGGUUAUACAUGGAACAAACUCGCAAAGCUGCCGGAGGUUCUCUUCUUGUCGCUUACCCGGUUUCUUUCUUCGGUUUCGAAAAAAGAAAAGGUCAUAGUGCAGAUUCCCGAAGAGGUUGAUCUACGAGCUUUGGUCGAACAUAGGACACCCGUACCGUCAGAGACAAAAUACCGUCUAGUGGGUAUUUCAAACCAUAGUGGCGAUACUACAUUUUCAGGUCAUUAUAUUGCCCAGACGCUCAAGGACGGGAGGUUGUCCGAAUUCAACGACAGGAUCGUCUCCGAGACAGACUUGGAAGCCGUCAUAGAGGAACAAAGGAGUAGGAAGAAGAACCCUUUCACUCCGUAUCUCCUCAUGUACGAGAAGGUACCAUUCUGCGAUGCCAACAAUGGCACUAAAGAUGACACCAAAGAUAAAAACAAAGAGGAUCCCACGAACACAGCCAAUCAAGAAGGUGGCGGAGGCGAUGUCCGUGUCCAUGGUGAGAUGCCAAUUCCAGUGCAAGCGCUCGCUCGUGCCUUCGCAAAUGAAACAGCCACCGCCCUUCAAAUAACAAAGACUGCUUCCGACCCUGGACUUGAUCAAUGGCACAUUGCUGUGGAGGUGGCCAUCAACAAUACGAGGGUCGAGUUCCCAACAUUCGUGAUCAAAAAGAACGCGAAUAUCGACGUCCGCUCGGCCAAGAUCGAUCUGACCUUGAAGGACAGCCAGAGCAGCAUUCGUCUUGCGGCAAGACGCGAAGAUGACCGUGUUGACAGUCAAAAUCAGAAACGGGCUACUCCCGACCGCGACGACAAUGACAAUCUGGAUCCACCAACGAAACGCCGAAAAUCACAGGAAUCCGAGUCAAAGCGGUCGAGCCCCAAUACCAGAAAAGCGACUCCCAGCUCUAAACCGCGCAGUCCAAAGUCGAGCCGAAAGACAAACCCCGGCUCCAGACAAGGCAGUCCAAGCACAGGCCAUCCAAUGCCAAAUAACUCUGUAGAAGGCCUUGGAAUCCCUAAGCGGAGCAAAAGCAGGUCCAGAUCAGUUCAACGCCUCAGCGAAAACCAGUUGUCGAAGCCCGAAGCCGCGACGUUAGGAGAACAGAGCCUGACAAAUGCUCAGAUUCCCGGGCUCGGAGAUUCGGGAAAGAAGAGCAGCAACAGCGACGGCCUGGAUUCACUUUUCAACGAUCCUCCCUUAGAGCCUCCAGACGCUGAGGAGAAUGGGCAUGCUGAUAGACAGAAAGAGGUCCGGAAAAUGUUUGAGAAGGGCACACCGUUGGAGGAGUUGAGGCAGAAGAGCCUCGACCCGACACCGAAGGUCAAGGCCACUGCGCAGCCCACAGUCGGCAGGAUUACGCGGGCGAUGUCGCUUACGAGGAACUGGUAG